Molecule: messenger RNA, 990 nt
Organism: Williopsis jadinii
Lineage: Eukaryota; Fungi; Ascomycota; Saccharomycetes; Phaffomycetales; Wickerhamomycetaceae
Gene: ASC1
Product: 40S ribosomal protein RACK1
Exons: 2
Coding region: 46-990 (314 amino acids)
Biological process (GO): positive regulation of protein phosphorylation; rescue of stalled cytosolic ribosome
Cellular component (GO): cytosol; nucleus
Molecular function (GO): protein kinase C binding; ribosome binding; translation regulator activity
Source: RefSeq, a predicted model, not a curated record
GACUGAAGAGAAGACUUUUCUUGUGAUAUCAACACAGUUUACGCAAUGUCUGGUAAAGAAGUUUUGGUUUUGAGAGGUACCUUGGAAGGUCACAACGGUUGGGUCACAUCCCUUUCCACCAGUGAUGCUCAACCAGACCUUUUGUUGUCUGGUUCCCGUGAUAAGACUUUGAUCACCUGGGAAUUGACCCGUGAUGACCAACAAUACGGUGUUCCAAAGAAGUCUCUUAAGGGUCACUCCCACAUUGUUCAAGACGCUGUCAUCUCCCCAGAUGGUGCCUUCGCUCUCUCUGCUUCUUGGGAUAGAACUUUGAGAUUGUGGAACUUGAGCACUGGUGAGACCACCCAAACCUUUGUUGGUCACGAGGGUGAUGUCUUGUCUGUUUCCAUUGCUAAGAACUCCAGACAAAUCGUCUCUGCUUCCCGUGACAAGACUGUUAAGGUCUGGAACGUCAUUGGUACCUGUAUGUCCACUUUGAGAGGUCACUCCGACUGGGUCUCCUCUGUUAGAUUCUCUCCAAGUGACUCUCCAGUUGUUGUUUCUGCUGGUUGGGAUAAGCUUGUUAAGUCUUGGGACUUGGACAAGUACGCUUUGACCGGUGACUACAUUGGUCACACCGGUUACGUCUCCACCAUCACCAUCUCCCCAGAUGGAACUUUGGUUGCCUCUGCUGGUAAGGACGGUUCCAUCAUGUUGUGGAACUUGAAGGAGCAAAAGGCUCUUUACACCCUUGCUGCUGGUGACGAGGUCCACGCUUUGGCCUUCUCUCCAAACAGAUACUGGUUGACUGCUGCCACCGCUUCUUCCAUCAAGAUCUUCGACUUGGAGGAGUACAAGGUUGUUGACGAGCUCAAGCCAGAGUUCGCCACCUCCGGUAAGGCUAGAGACCCAGAAGCCGUCUCCAUUGCUUGGUCUGCUGAUGGUCAAAACUUGUUCGCUGGUUACACUGAUUCUAUCAUCCGUGUCUGGCAAGUUAUGACCUCCGCUUAA